Salarias fasciatus (jewelled blenny) is the source of this 1607-nucleotide messenger RNA. RefSeq names its product galactosidase, alpha (gene gla). Gene Ontology annotation, biological process: glycoside catabolic process; oligosaccharide metabolic process. Lineage: Eukaryota; Metazoa; Chordata; Actinopteri; Blenniiformes; Blenniidae. Gene Ontology annotation, cellular component: cytoplasm. The record is from RefSeq and is a predicted model, not a curated record. Gene Ontology annotation, molecular function: alpha-galactosidase activity. The coding region runs from base 87 to 1376 and encodes 429 amino acids. The transcript is spliced from 7 exons.
CUUGCACUGUACACCAGGAAAAGUGUUGGAAUCAAACGCCGAGGUUUUGCUUCUCGUCGGCUCCUGCAUGCUGAAAAGCAGCAUCCAUGUGCGGCGUUGUGCUUGUCCUCGCGGUGCUCGGUGCGGCCAGCCGCGCCGCUCACGCGCUGGACAACGGUCUGGCGCUGAAGCCCACCAUGGGCUGGCUGCACUGGGAGAGGUUCAUGUGUAAUAUCGACUGUGACCAAGACCCCAAUAACUGCAUCAGCGAGCGUCUCUACAUGCAGAUGGCAGAUGUGAUGGCGAUGGAGGGCUGGAAAGAGGCCGGUUAUGAGUACGUGUGCAUCGAUGACUGCUGGCCCUCCCACCAGCGCGAUGCCCACGGCCGCCUGCAGGCUGAUCCCAAAAGGUUCCCGGGGGGCAUCAAAAAACUGGCCGACUAUGUGCAUUCUAAGGGCCUGAAGCUGGGGAUUUAUGCAGAUGUGGGGAAAAACACCUGUGCUGGAUACCCUGGCAGCCUGGGCCACUACGAGACCGAUGCUCAGACGUUUGCUGAGUGGGAAGUGGAUCUGCUCAAAUUUGAUGGCUGCUUUAUGAACUGGACUUUACUCGGAGAGGGCUACAUGAACAUGUCGAGAGCGCUCAAUAAAACUGGCAGAAGUAUCCUGUACUCCUGCGAGUGGCCUUUGUACGAGUGGCCCUUUCAUAAGCCGAACUACACAGCCAUCCGCGAGACGUGCAACCACUGGCGCAGCUUCAGUGACGUGUACGACUCGUGGAGCUCGGUCAAGUCCAUCUUGGACUGGACGGCUUCUCAUCAGGACAUCAUCGUCCCGUCGGCCGGACCCGGAGGCUGGAACGACCCCGACAUGCUCGUAAUUGGGAACUUUGGCCUGAGCCACGACCAGCAGGAGUCUCAGAUGGCGUUAUGGGCCAUCAUGGCGGCCCCUCUGCUCAUGUCUAACGAUCUGAGGGACAUUUGUCCCCGCUCCAAAGCGCUGCUGCAGAACAGGCACAUCAUCGCCAUCAGCCAGGACCCUCUGGGCAGGCAGGGAUCCCGCACUGCCAAGGUGCAGAGUUUUGAAGUGUGGGAACGGCCACUGUCUCAGGGGCGUCUGGCCGUCGCUGUGCUGAACAAGCAGGAGAUCGGCGGUCCUCGGGGAUUCGCCAUUCAAGCUGCUCCUGGCUGGAAAGUCUGUGACCCUCAGUGUAAUGUCACUCAGAUCCUCCCUCAGUACAAGGAACUGGGUGUUCUGACUCCUCAGAGCAACGUGGUGAUAUCUGUGAACCCCUCAGGCACGGCUCUGCUCACCAUCACGCCCGUCAGCAGUGACUCUCAGAGACUUCACACACGGUACUGGCUGGACACGAUCAAACACAACCAAGUGACUCUGUAGUCCUCAGAUGAGUUGAACCUUAAUGAUACUGAGAGGGAGGAAACUACUUUUUUCAUUGAUUUUAAGGAAAGAUUUAUAAAUCUUAUGAUAAAGCUGCUGUAUUUUUUUUUUUAAUAAACACAACUCAACUCUGAAGUAAGUUUCGACACAUUUAUUGAAAAGCGUGACAACUUCAUCCAGAAGUGUGGACCACAGCUUAGAACUGGAUGACCUGGCCCUGGAACAGAGGAG